Molecule: messenger RNA, 1399 nt
Organism: Salvelinus fontinalis (brook trout)
Lineage: Eukaryota; Metazoa; Chordata; Actinopteri; Salmoniformes; Salmonidae
Product: retinitis pigmentosa 1-like 1 protein
Exons: 7
Coding region: 111-959 (282 amino acids)
Source: RefSeq, a predicted model, not a curated record
CACUGAUAAACGUUGAAACUGAUGAGAAACCGCGGGAGCAGUUCAGUGAUUCUCGCUAGUGCUGGAGGAGCGUUCAUUUUGGCAAGGAAAUGUACUGAUUUUGCAAGGACAUGGAGAAUAAAGAGUUCAAGGAGUCAGAGGUCAGUGGGAAUGACCUCACCCUCAUAGACCUGGAUGACCCCAUCAAUGACGAUGAUGUUAUGAAGGAAGACAGAUCUGAUAAAGAUCACAGAGAGGUUGAGAGACAGACCACGUUGGAAGAGGCUGUUCUAGAGACAGAUAUCCAAACUCUGUCACUAGAGGCUGAAGGAGAGAUUGAGAUGCAGGAGGCUGAUCUGAAGACAGAUGGCACGUCUCAGUCACAGAAGGUUGAAGGAGAGAUUGAGUUGGACGAUGCUGUUGCCAUCCCACCUCAGUCACAGGAGGUUGAAGGAGAGAGUGAGUUGGACGAUGCUGUUGCCAUCCCACCUCAGUCACAGGAGGUUGAAGGAGAGAGUGAGUUGGACGAUGCUGUUGCCAUCCCUCCUCAGUCACAGGAGGUUGAAGGAGAGAGUGAGUUGGACGAUGCUGUUGCCAUCCCACCUCAGUCACAGGAGGUUGAAGGAGAGCGUGAGUUGGACGAUGCUGUUGCCAUCCCAUCUCAGUCACAGGAGGAGGCCAAAGGUGAGAGUGAGUUGAAUCAGGUUGAUCUGAAGACAGCCACAUCAACUCUGACACUGGAGGUCGAAGGAGAGAGUGUGAUGCAGGAGAGUGAUGAUCUACAAACAGCCGGGACAUCUCAAUCCCAAGAGACUGAACGAGUGGCAAAGGCUGCAGCCUCCCAGACCAGCCUCACCCUUAGCAGGGGAAAGAGAAGCUGCCCAGACCUACACACCUUUGUGCAGGACAUGAAGGAUGGCCAUUGGAAUCUGCUGAGUGAGAAUAUGCGCGCCGGGGUCCAUGACUUCCUUGCUGAGUGAGGAUGAAGAGCGAUAUGUCUCCUCACCUGAGGGUGGUGAUAGAGAAAUGAGACACAGACCCCACUCAGCACCACUGAGAUCUGUGUUUGGAAUCUCUGAGGAUUCUGUCUUCAACAUGGUCCAGAGCGGCCAGUCGCAGAGUGACAUCGUACUGUCGUCCAGUUGGAGUAGACGGGAGAAAUACAGACCUGUCAAAAUACCAACGGACACCAGGUUUAUGAUGGGUAUUGUAGAGUUGGUUAUGAACCUUCUCAACUCCAGAUUGGCUGAGCUAAUGCAAAGUCUCAGUCGGGGAACUAUAGGUCCGCUGUCUGGUAAUUACUCAGCAAGUCAGCAGUUUGCCCAAGAGAUGCUAAGCAUGGUGUCUGCUAAGAUGUAUUCCCAUGCCAUAGAGCAUAUUGCACAUGGCCACAAGUCUCCUCUUGAGUUAGAGAGGGACC